Molecule: messenger RNA, 2669 nt
Organism: Triticum aestivum (bread wheat)
Lineage: Eukaryota; Viridiplantae; Streptophyta; Magnoliopsida; Poales; Poaceae
Exons: 3
Coding region: 962-2293 (443 amino acids)
Molecular function (GO): endopeptidase inhibitor activity
Source: RefSeq, a predicted model, not a curated record
UCCACGCCAUCCGCACGUGCCAGUCUAGACUAGUCUAUUCCGGUCCUCCGCCACGAUAGAUCACGCGCCGCUCCUCCCGGUCACCCUAGCGCCGCCACCGAACGGCCUCCCGAACCCCCCAAAUCGCGAGACCACCCGCGGCGGUCGGCCAGCCGGCGGGAUAGGCGACGAGGCGAAGUACCUGGAGACGGGGCGGGCGGACCGCUCCGUGUGGCUCAUGAAGCGCUCCCCCGUCGUCUCCCUGGCCUGGCAGGGCGCCUCCGCCUCCUCCAGCGAAGCUAACCCUAACCCGGCCGUCGCCAAGGUCGUGCUGUCCCUUGACCGCCUCAGCUCCGCCGAGCCCUCCCUCCAGGCAAGGAGCCCGCCCCGCCCAGCACCCUGAUGUUUCCCUCUCUUUUGAUUGGUGCGCAAAUUUGUUCAGUAGAGUCGCCUCGAUUGAGCUGCAGAACCGGUGGUUUACUCGGGAGUUGUGUGGUAGUUAGCUGGUGAUCUAACUGGAUGGCAUACUGCUUGAUAGGAAUAAACUAGGGCUAGAGACAAUUGUCCUCAUGAACAACAACCUUCCUUCUAGUACUCCACAGGCUAGGCUAGGCUAGGUACAAGCUCGGGGAAGACUGGUUGAACUGCAGUAUAAUUUCUUAAUAGCUGAAGAAGUGGAUAGGAAAAUCAUAUCUUUGAUGCUAGAAUUGAUUGAGUGGGUGGGUUGUUUUUGUUCGAGAGAAACUACCUUUUGCUAGAUUCAAUUAUGUAAUCACUGUAUUUUGCGUACACUAUGAAGAGCAUACAGAUCUUAUGCAGAUUGAACUUAGUACAUAUAAGAUGCUCAUUUGAAGAACUGGAUGGCAUACUGCUCUGUCCUAACUGUUAAUUUUUGUUCAUUCUAUGCCAGUAUCAUUCUCAUUAUUUCUUGCUUGUGGUGCUUAUCGUUCUUACAUCAUGUUAUUUGGGAUGACAGUUCAAGAUGCAGAAGGCUCAAACUAGGGAAACUAGCGCUUGCAGUUUACCAAAGAGUUCCUCCUUGAAUAUGCUCUUACUCCUCCUCCUCCAGCUCCUCGCCAUCACCACCCUCCCUUGCUCUGCCAGCAACGCCACCCAACUAGUCUAUGACACGGAGGGCAACGUGCUAAGUAGCAAGCAAAAUUACUACAUCCUCCCUGCUAAACGUGCGAGCGGCGGGGGCCUUAGAGCUUUGCCUACUGGCCUGCGGUGUCUGCACUUCGUGUUCCAGGAGCGCAGCGAGGCUGUCCUCGGCACCGCCCUGUGGUUCACGCCACUACCAGAACACGCUUCAGCCAGCGAGCCGAUUCGCCUGUCGAGCGACAUCUGUAUCGAGUUCCAUGAUUUCGAUAGUUUUUGCUCUAAAAGGCUAGAUUGGCACCUUACCGGACAAGUGCCGGAGUCGUCAUCAGGUGAGCCUAAACACGUGGCCGCCGGCAGUGAAGAGGGCCUAAGAUCGUUUGCGGUGUUCCGGGUUGAGAAGCAUGGCACAGGUCUCUUGGGAUAUAAGAUAGUUUCAUGUGUUGACAAGGGGCCAUGCAAAGAUCUCAAGAUGGAGAUGCCUCAAACUAGGGAAACUAGCACUUGCAACUUACCAAAGAGUUUCUCCUUGAAUAUGUUCUUCCUCCUCCAUCUCCUCGCCAUCACCACCCUGCCUUGCUCUGCCAACAACGCCACCCAACUGGUCUAUGACAUAGAAGGCAACGUGCUAAAUAGCAAGUCAAAUUACUACAUCCUCCCAGCCAAACCUGCGAGCGGUGGUGGCCUCAAAGCUGUCCCAACCGGUCUACGGUGCCUACAUUUUGUGGUCAAGGAGCGCAGCGAGACUCUCCUCGGCACACCCCUGCGAUUCACUCCGUUGCCAGAACAUGCUUCUGCCACUGAGCCGAUCCGCCUGUCGAGUGACAUAUGGAUCAAGUUCCACGACUUGAGAAGCUUUUGCUCUGAUGUGCUAGAUUGGCACCUUACCGGACAGGUGCCGGAGUCGUCAUCAGGAGAGCCUAAACACGUGGCCGCCGGCAGUGAAGAGGGCCUAAGAUCGUUUGGGGUGUUCCGGGUUGAGAGGCAUGGCAUAGAUCUCUCGGGAUAUAAGAUAGUUUCAUGUGUUGACAAGGGGCCAUGCAGAGACCUAGGUUUGCAUGUUUAUAAGGAUAAGACAUGGCUGACUGAAAAGGACUAUAUAGGUGGUUUUUUGCUUGCUUCUCGAGGUGAUCCGUGUAGGCAUGUUCAUUGUAUCGCCACAGUGGUGUCCAUGUUAUGUAAUGUGUUCCACCACUUUCGAAUAACGCGAUACUAACUAUAUCAUGUGAAAAGAGGAGCUAAGAGGGACCAUGUUAAAAUUGCUCAUGAUAAUAACUAGCAGCCAGAGUUAGUUAUUUGAAUAAAGUUCUUUUAAAUGGGUUGAUGACCCUCCAGACUGGAUCCUUUCUGUCCUGGCAAAUGAUGUAAUCGUUGUUCAAGUUAAUAAAGCUAGCCAUUAUGGCCACUCCCUAAAUAGAAAAAUCUAGCAUCUAAUUUUCCCUGGCGCAUGAGGGAAUACUUCUGUUUGUAAGUGUUUCUUGUGCCAAGCAACAAGAAAUGGUUGGUGAAUAUUAUAGAAUCACAGCGCGUAUUCAUGCAGUAUUAGUUUCGGGGACAAGGCUAGUUGCUAGAUAGGGUGCAGUUGACCUAUA